GAUGAAAAUAAAUCAGCACGAAUCAAUAAUUGGACAAUCCUGUAUUCUCGUUCCAUAUUGUUCUAAACACGUCCAAAAAUACCAUGGUUGGAUGGAAAAUGAAGAAUUAUUAAUUGCAACAUCUUCAGAACCUUUAACUCUUGUGGAAGAAUAUGAAAUGCAAAAAAAGUGGCAAGAAGAUUCUGACAAGUUAACUUUUAUAAUAUUGGAUAAACAGACAUUUGAAUCAAAUGGUGGUGACGAUGAGAUUGGUUCUAUGGCUGGUGAUGUCAAUGCAUUUAUUUGUCAGCAAAACGAAGAAGAAGAUGGACCAACUUUUGAACUUUCUGUAAUGGUUGCUGAACAAAAAUAUAGAAAUAAAGGAAUAGCAAAAGAAGCUUGUUUAUUAAUUAUCAAUUAUAUUUUUAAAAGAAUUAAUUCUGCUUCUAAUUUUAUUGCAAAAAUUUCUUUAAACAACAAAUCAAGUAUUUGUUUAUUUAAAAAACUCAGAUUUAAAGAAGAAUCAUUUUCUGAUGUUUUUCAAUUAUUUACUUUUAAAUUAAAAAAUUGUGAAGCAAAAAAGAUUGAAGAAAUUCAAAAAGAAUUAAAAAUUGUUUAUUAUAAUUGAGAGGUUUGAAAUUUAUUAGAAAUUUUUUAAAGAUUUUUUGAGAUAUUUUUUUUGUAUUUUUAAUCAUUUUUCAGUUCUAAGCUGCUGUUGGCACAUAAGGCGGUGGUGGUGAACGCACAAAACUGCUUGUUUGAUUAGAUUGCCCAACUGGUGGUAAACUUGGCCUUCUAGAAACAGCAAUUGCUAAUCUUGGACGCCCACUGACCAUUAUUGCUUGGUUUGGAACUUCUAAAGAAGAAUAACGUGGAGGUGCUGGAGGAAAAAGAAAUGGAUCAAAAGGAGGAACAACAGUCAACAACAAAAAAAUUACCUGAAUGGAUGA
Molecule: messenger RNA, 929 nt
Organism: Meloidogyne enterolobii
Lineage: Eukaryota; Metazoa; Nematoda; Chromadorea; Rhabditida; Meloidogynidae
Source: the annotation of a GenBank genome assembly